This is a messenger RNA of Penicillium taxi, 1290 nucleotides long. RefSeq lists its product as uncharacterized. Bases 1 to 1290 code for a protein of 429 amino acids. Lineage: Eukaryota; Fungi; Ascomycota; Eurotiomycetes; Eurotiales; Aspergillaceae. The transcript has a single exon. The record is from RefSeq and is a predicted model, not a curated record.
AUGAUAAGAUCUGGUGAUCCUCGUAUCCGCCAGCGGAUCAACCAGCUCUCCCAUAACCUCGAAUCUGCAAACGAGUCCGCCCAGGAACGCCUGUACACACUCUCUCAAAAUUACAUCUCUCCUUGCCUGGCUGCAGCAGGAAAUUGUGUCUCUGUUUGUGUUGCGCCUUGUAUUCCCAGCCGAGAAGAUCAAUUGCGUCGCCGGCGACGCGGGCGUGCGGAAGCCAACUUUGAUUUCUACGAUGAUUGGGAUAAUGAAGAGGAGGAUGAUUCGAUUUUAGGAUGGGGUACUGGUGAGCUGGAUCGUCUACUCGCAGGUAGCGGACUGGGUCGAGUGAGUGCAGAGCAGCCGCAUCGACCAAGGAAAAUGAGCUAUGGGACACGCAACAUACGGCGAAGAAGCACAGUACAUAUUCCAGACAGCCAUUCCGAUCCAACAGUCAUCCCCACCUCAUCAUUUAUUGGGUUCCUACAGGGGUUUUCAUGGAGACUUGGUGCUAAGGGAGUCAAGUAUCGACCUUCCGCGGCGGAUUUACAAGAACACCCCGGCAGGUCCAGACGGUUUGCCCAUGAGGAUGAGCCGUUGAUGGAGACAAUAGACGACAAUGACGGCGCGCUCUACCAUGAAAAUGGAAGAAACCGAAGUGCAACCCAGUCGUCACGAGAAACAAAUAACUCGCUGAGCUCCCGCGGUGAUCUAUUCCCAAGUGAUGAAGAGGAAGAUGCAGUUCCGCUGGACGAUGAAUUUGCACUUACCUUUAGCCGCCGGGGGACUGGCUUGGAAUUUGACGAACAGUCUGGCCCCAAGGCGGACAUGGUCAGGUCUAGUUCAGGCACAUUCAGUUUGGGAGCCACAUCGUCUAAGAAGCUAGCGCGAAAGAUGAAGAAGAAGCGUUUAUCAAGAAUGUCUGCAGUUAGUACAGAUCAGGAUUUCGCGCAGAGUGUCGAUUCGCCGUCAAUUGCAGACUUGAAAUCGGAAGAAGAUCGGGCGGCACUGGAAGAAGAGUCGAAGAUUGAAAGGAAAAGACUUGCCGCUCAAGAACUUGCAAUGAAACGAGGUCUUGAUCUAGCCGAUGCGGACAUGGUGCGAUGGUCAAUUAUUCUUGUGGCUUUUGAUGGUUUACUGACAUGGCAGAUGUUUAGUCCGCUUCAUCCUCCAAUCCCACUCAAUCCUCCAAUAAAGACAACAUUUUUAAUCCAAUAUUGGUCGAGUCUCCUAAGCAAACCGAACCCUUUCCACCUUUCCCAUCAGCGGCAUCUCCGGGAACAUCACCAAGACCCAGCUCCUUGA